AAAAAACCACUGGGCCAAUCUAACAAACACAAUAUGGGUUUUAAUGUGCCAAUUGUGAACCGGGAUAGCGAGUGGUGUAAGCAAUGGUUGAACGAAAAGGUCAAGGAACCGAAGAUACAAAAAAAGCUGAUUCUUAUCGUUGUCUCGGUAGCCUUACUGCUGGACAACAUGCUUUACAUGGUUAUUGUCCCAAUUAUUCCGACAUAUUUACGAGGCGUUCACACUUAUGAACGUCAUGUUACUGGUGGUCACAAUGAAACGUAUGUUCUCAAUGGCACCAAGAUAUACCGACUUAGGGGUUUCAAUAUUGAAUACGAAAACGAAGACGUUCAACUUGGAUGGCUAUUCGCCUCAAAAGCACUGCUGCAAAUUUUUAUAAAUCCUUUUUCCGGGUAUGUGAUUGACCGAAUUGGUUAUGAAAUUCCAAUGAUCAUUGGUCUCUGUGUUAUGUUCACAUCAACAGCAGUAUUUGCACUCGGUCGAAGCUACGGCGUACUGUUUUUUGCCCGGUCACUUCAGGGAUUGGGUUCUGCUUUUGCUGAUACUUCCGGUUUGGCAAUGAUCGCCGACAGAUUCUCGGAGGAGAACGAACGCUCUGCAGCAUUAGGAAUAGCUCUAGCUUUCAUAUCAUUUGGUUGCCUUGUUGCGCCACCGUUUGGUUCAGUUCUAUACUAUCUAUUCGGAAAGCCAAUACCGUUCAUGAUUUUGGCAUUAAUAUGCCUGUUUGACGGUUUGAUGGUCUUCAUGGUAGUUCAACCAAAAGAAGCCAAACAAGCUGAUUCGUCUGGUGAGAAACUUCAUGGAACACCGAUGUGGCAACUUUUUAUGGAUCCAUUUAUUGCAAUCUGUUCCGGCGCGUUAAUAAUGGCAAACAUAAGCUUGGCGUUUUUGGAACCAACAAUUACAACCUGGAUGGUAGAAAAAAUGCCAGACACACCUCAGUGGAUGCUUGGGUUAAUUUGGUUCCCACCUUUUUUUCCGCACGUACUUGGGGUAUAUGUGACCGUCAAAUUGAUGAGACGUUUUCCUCAAAAGGAGUGGUUAUUUGCUGUCAUUGGUUUGGCUAUGGAAGGUAUCAGUUGUUUUGUUGUUCCGUUCACGACAGCAAUUGGCCAACUGAUCAUACCGUUGUCAACAAUUUGCUUCGGCAUUGCACUGAUUGAUACAUCAUUACUUCCGACGCUUGGUUACUUGGUGGAUACUAGGCAUGUUAGCAUCUAUGGCAGCGUUUAUGCGAUUGCAGAUAUUUCAUAUAGUUUGGCAUAUGCAUUUGGCCCAAUUGUAGCUGGCAGUGUUGUGGCACUGUUUGGAUUUUUGACUUUAAAUGUUAUUAUCUGCGUACUUAAUGUCGCAUAUUUGCCGGUGCUAGCUAAGCUACGUAAAAUUUACGCGUAUCAACCAUUUGAAUCUGACAGUACCAAAGUGGAUGGGCUAGGUAAUGGCAAAUAUGAGCAGAUUAGUGGACAAGAUGUUAACACCAAAACUGUACCAAUAUCAUCUGGACCAGAAGGAUAUCAGACAUAUGGAACAAAUGAUGAAGUGAUGCAUAAUAAUUAUUCGAGUCAGAAUCCAUUCGCUCAGUCAAAUUUUGGUGAUACCAAACCUGCAUAUGAUCCGCUGAAUCCUGAUUGGUCGUAA
Molecule: messenger RNA, 1638 nt
Organism: Enterobius vermicularis (human pinworm)
Lineage: Eukaryota; Metazoa; Nematoda; Chromadorea; Rhabditida; Oxyuridae
Source: the annotation of a GenBank genome assembly